Messenger RNA from Anthostomella pinea, 600 nucleotides. NCBI's taxonomy places the organism in Eukaryota, Fungi, Ascomycota, Sordariomycetes, Xylariales, Xylariaceae. The record is from the annotation of a GenBank genome assembly.
AUGUGUUCGGUCGUAUCAACUGUCCUACGCCAGUCUCACGGCACACAGCCUGCAUCCGCAGUGCGACGCGCUCCCGCAUCCUCCAAAUCGCGUCUCGCGUCCGAGUCACCUCUCACGCGGAAAGGGAGCCAGACCGAAGAGCGACAAGGCACCGCUUCCCUCCACGCCUCUAUGGUCUCCAUGAUCGUGCUCAUCAUAGGCGUUAUAUUUUACGGACGACGUUGCAAUGAGCGCGCGAAGCAAAUUCUAGCGGCCCUCAUUCCCUUGCCAGGCAAGCAAGCCGGGCCCGCCGGCAACGGCAAUAGCAGCGGACGAAACGUUCUCUGGAGCACAGCCCACGAUGUCUUCGGCGAGUACUCGGGACCCCAGUGCCGAACCCCAGGAGCUAGCCACCGGUGCGGACUGCCGGCUCCUGACGUGGCGGGCCCGGAAAACGACACCGCCCGCGGCGACGACAGCUUGCUCCAGCUGUGGGUAGUCUGCGCCGACGCGGACCUACCGCCACAUCCCGCAAACUUUAGACACGUGUUACUGGAGCUUCCGAUCAGCCCAAACUACAAUGUCAACUUCGACUGUGAUCAAGGGUUUCAUAGUAAGUAA